AGUCAAGAGUUGGCUAUUGUCCUCAAUCUGAUGCAUUGCUGGAAUACAUGACUGGUCGGGAAAUAAUGAUCAUGUGUGCCAGAUUAUGGGGAGUCUCUGAGCCCCAAAUUCAGCUGUAUGUGAAUAGAUGGUUGAGUUCAGUGCAACUGGAACCCCAUGCUGACAAGCUUAUCAGAACCUACAGUGGAGGAACCAAACGUAGGCUGGGUACUGCUAUUGCCCUAAUGGGAAAGACCUCACUCAUUUUGCUGGACGAGCCAUCAACUGGCAUGGACCCUGUAGCCCGACACCUGCUCUGGGAUGCUGUGACACGGACACGUGAAAGUGGCAAAGCCAUCAUUAUAACUUCCCACAGAAUGGAGGAAUGUGAUGCCUUCUGUACCAGGCUGGCCAUCAUGGUGCAGGGAAAGUUCCUGUGCCUGGGUAGCCCUCAGCACCUCAAAAACAAGUUUGGCAACAUUUACAUCCUGAAGGUCAAGGUCAAGAUCGAUGCACAGGAGGAUAAACUGGAUCGUUUAAAGUAUUUCAUCACACUGACAUUCCCAGGUGGGGGCGGCUGCUUGGGUCCACAGUCCUUGUCAGAUUCCGCGGCGUGCGGGACGUGCAACCUGGCCCUGCACGGUAUGGGCCAUAAGUACACGUGGGUUAUAAAUUACUGUCGAGCUCAUCUGUUCAGCAUCCGGGCAUCCCAUUACAUUAGGGUGGGAAUCACUCCCCCACCAAUGGGUGAAGAGGAGAAAAAUGAAAUCCUUCCGCUCUGUACCUUUGUCAAAGCACAAUGA
Callorhinus ursinus (northern fur seal) is the source of this 782-nucleotide messenger RNA. The record is from RefSeq and is a predicted model, not a curated record. Lineage: Eukaryota; Metazoa; Chordata; Mammalia; Carnivora; Otariidae.